Molecule: messenger RNA, 279 nt
Organism: Phaedon cochleariae (mustard beetle)
Lineage: Eukaryota; Metazoa; Arthropoda; Insecta; Coleoptera; Chrysomelidae
Source: the annotation of a GenBank genome assembly
AUGAUCCUGGCCGGCAUCCUGCCCAUCCCGAUCGUCUUCCUGCUGAGACGGUAUCAGAUCCUGAAGCUCGACGUCAACAUCCACGAAGCGUCGAUCAGAAGGAUCGACACCACCGUUUCCACCAAGGAGAUGAUCACCGAUGUCGAUCUGGACGAUGACGACGAUCUGGGGGGGCCGUUGAAGCCCUAUACUGGGGACUCGGACUCAGAGGACGAUGGGCCCCAGCUGAACCCUUCUUUCGGCCGCAAAAUCCGAAUGGAGGUCAUAGACGAUUUUUGA